Diuraphis noxia (Russian wheat aphid) is the source of this 643-nucleotide messenger RNA. RefSeq lists its product as uncharacterized. NCBI's taxonomy places the organism in Eukaryota, Metazoa, Arthropoda, Insecta, Hemiptera, Aphididae. The record is from RefSeq and is a predicted model, not a curated record.
AGAAGCAUGUCAACAGCUAGGUUUACUAAAGGAUGAUAAACAUUGGGAUGAUGCAUUAGCGGAAGCAAAUGAAACAAAGAAGUCGAGUAGUAUAAGAUCAUUAUUUUCAAUUAUUUUGACUUCAUAUUUAGAUCAUACAGAUGAAAUAUUCAAUGAAACUCUMAUUAUUAUAGAAGAUAUGUGUUUAAUAAUAUCAGGGAAAAAUUUAAAUCAAUGGGGAAUAACUCCUCCUUUUCGAACCGAAAAUAUAUCAAAAGAUUCAGAAAUCAUUCGUGAAACGUCGUAUGAUAUUGAAAAACUGAAUGCAUAUAUCAAUAYUAAUAAAUUAUUAUUAAUUGACGAUCAAAAAAAGGCAUUCCAAACAAUUAUGAAAAACAUUAUAGAAGAAAAAGAGGGCCUUUUCUUUUUAGAUGCUCCAGGAGGCACAGGGAAAACAUUUUUAUUGAACUUAAUAUUGGCAGAAGUACGAAAAAGUGGAAAUAUAGCAUUAGCAGUAGCGUCAUCUGGUGUAGCAGCUACCCUAUUACAUGGAGGACGUACUGCUCACUCAGCCUUGAAAUUACCGAUUAAUUUCAAUUUAACAGAAGAACCUAUUUGUAAUAUUAUUGAUAAUCCUGCAAAUUACUUAAACAAACGAAUGUAA